Molecule: messenger RNA, 11738 nt
Organism: Papilio machaon (common yellow swallowtail)
Lineage: Eukaryota; Metazoa; Arthropoda; Insecta; Lepidoptera; Papilionidae
Gene: stan
Product: protocadherin-like wing polarity protein stan
Exons: 53
Coding region: 53-10570 (3505 amino acids)
Biological process (GO): cell surface receptor signaling pathway; G protein-coupled receptor signaling pathway; homophilic cell-cell adhesion
Cellular component (GO): cell-cell junction; plasma membrane
Molecular function (GO): calcium ion binding; G protein-coupled receptor activity
Source: RefSeq, a predicted model, not a curated record
ACGAGAGCAGAUGGUGGAUGAGGCGGCGUUGCUGUAGGUGAACAACGGUAGCAUGGCGAGGGCGCGGACCUGGGCGCUCGCCUGCUUCAUAGCCUGGGCAGUGACGCUCACUAGGGCGUACCUAAUCCUCGUGCCCGACACCGCGCCGCCGGGACACCUCGUCCUCGACGCGGCCGUCUACAAGCUCGGAUCCGAACGUACAUAUACUAUAGAUGUACACCGCACCGCAAACUUCGUCCACCACGUUCUCCGAGUCAAUAGAACAUCCGGCCUCGUCACUCUCAGGAAAAGACUACGAUGCGACGGAGUCCUCUAUCCCAAUCUCUUCACUUUCUACGUCGACUCGACUUCGGAACGAAUACGCGAUAUAGACUACUACAGUCUUCCUAUUAGAAUUCUAGUUACGGGCGAAGACUGCAGUAGAAGACAUGCUGAUCUCUAUGAUAUUGACUUCGAUAGGGUCUAUGAUCAAGAUGAUGCCGCCUUACAAUAUGAGGAUGAUCACAUUAGAGACAAACGUGCGACACACUAUUAUCAACCAGAGAUUAUGGAUUGGAGGUUAAUAGAAGAGGAAGAAGAAUUACUUUCUAGUCAAUUUAAAGUGCUAUCGACAGCGUAUCCGUGGACGAAUGCCGUUUUCGAGGACUUUGCUGCGAGGAAUAGAAGUAGACACAAAAGAUCUCUGCCAUUACCUUUCGAUAUGGCCAUAGAUGUUAAGAUAGCUGAGGCUAAGCAAUGGAUUUCUGAAACAUAUGCCAGUUUUUCUAUACCGACAACGGAUCGGUGGCAGGGAAUAUGUCUUAAACAAUCUCAAUUUAUAAAUUCUUUAACAGCUUUCCUUCCGCGAACUGUCCAAAAAUUUUGUAAAGUUCAAUUUCUGGAUGUUAGCGACCCUAGGUUCGUGAUCGAGAGCAGUCAGGGUGAUCUUGUAGCGAGUAGCGAUAUGUGCAUACAAGAACCGAUGUGGAAGGUCUCUGUCCUAUUCACUUUCAACUGUGACAAAUCGAACAUCGUGGACUCCGACCACAGACUCAAAAUAGUUUACCAUCAUCAGGAACUAAACGAUACAGAUAUAGCUCGUAGAGUGAAGAGAGAACUAAGAAACCAGUCCCCUUACUUCGAACAAGCUCUCUACGUGGCUUCUGUUGCUGAGGAACAGCCGCCAGGAGUCGUUGUUACAACUGUCAGAGCUCGGGACCCUGAGAAUAGCCCAGUUACGUAUUCAAUGUCAAGCUUGUUGGACUCUCGCUCGGCGGGCAUGUUCGCGGUAGACACCAGGUCGGGCGUGGUGACAACGCAAGCGAGACUCGACAGAGAGAGGUUGGACGUGCACUACUUCAGGGUGGUCGCGCAAGAUGACACCUUCCCGCCUAGAAGUGGCACUACUACAUUACAAAUAAACGUAUUGGACUGCAACGACCACGCGCCAGUGUUUGAAAUGCAGCAGUACGAAGCGUCAGUACGCGAAGGUGCCAGCGCAGGAACCACCGUCCUCACACUCAAAGCCACCGAUCAGGACAUCGGUAACAAUGCACAGGUUGAAUAUACAAUAGACUCAGUGUCAGCGGACAAUCUCAAUCCAGGAGAAGUGAACGAAUCUAUAGAAGGUGAUAACGAACAAAUUAGCGCGCCAGACGUGUUCCGAGUGGACGGCAGGAGCGGCGCGCUGCUCACGAGGGCGCCUCUCGACAGGGAAAAAGUCUCCAGAUACAUUGUUAUUGUAAAGGCGACGGAUCAAGCAAGCCCUUUAUCCGAUAGACUCUCCAGCAGUGCCACGAUCCACGUGAACAUAAUAGACGACAAUGACAACUACCCUCAGUUCAGCGAGAAGACGUACACUGUCACUAUCGACGAGGACAUCAGCGUCUCCGAUAACCCAAUCAUUGCCAAGAUCAAGGCCAGUGAUGCAGACGUGGGUGCCAACGCUGCGAUCCGCUACGCUAUCAUCGGAGGUAAUACGCAGAUGCAGUUUUCCAUCGACAGCCUCAGCGGCGAUGUAGCGCUGGUCAAACCCCUAGACUAUGAACAAGUUCGCAACUACCGUCUAGUGAUAAGGGCACAAGAUGGCGGCAGUCCGUCUCGGUCAAACACGACCCAGCUGCUGGUGAACGUGAAGGAUGUAAAUGACAACGCGCCAAGAUUCUACACCUCGCUGUUCCAGGAGUCCGUCAGCGAGAAUGUUCCCGUCGGGUACAGCAUUGUCCGAGUACAAGCUUACGACGCGGACGAGGGCGUGAACGCCGAGCUGACGUAUACUCUAGCGGACAAGGAGUACAACGGCAACAACGACUUGCCGAUCAGUAUAGACCCACGCUCUGGCUGGGUCUACACCUCCGCGCACCUUGAUAGAGAAGUCCAACCUAAAUACCAACUGCAGGUAACAGCAACAGAUGGCGGAGAGCCACCUCGUUCAGCCACGGCAUCCGUGGUAGUUGUGGUGCAGGACGUUAACGACAACGACCCGGUCUUCUCGCCGCCGCAGUACGAAGUUGAACUGGCGGAGGAUGAACCUCCCGGUACACCUGUUGUUACCGUCACUGCAACUGAUGCUGAUGAGGAUAACAGAUUACAUUACGAAAUCACCGGUGGGAACACACGAGGUCGUUUCUCGAUCACAUCUCAGAACGGUCGAGGUUUGAUCACGGUCGCGCAGCCGCUGGACUUUAAGCAGGAGAGACGUUAUGUCCUCACUGUCACCGCGACUGACUCCGGCGGCCGCGCUGACACCGCCAUGGUGCAUAUCAACAUCACUGAUGCCAAUAACUACGCUCCGGUAUUCGAAAAUGCACCCUACACUGCUUCGGUAUUCGAGGACGCGCCAGUUGGUACGACAGUACUCGUUGUGUCGGCGACAGACAGCGAUGUUGGCGUGAACGCGCAGAUCACGUACAGCCUCAGCUCUGAGAUCUCCAACGAGGCGGUCGCGCACCACGACCGAGAGUUCCUCAUCAACCCUCACACCGGUGCUAUUACAACUAACAAGCUGCUCGACAGGGAGACUAUGAGCGGGUAUCUUUUGACGGUAACCGCUCGCGAUGGCGGUGUUCCAUCUCUUUCUGAUACAACGGAUGUAGAGAUAUCAGUUGUAGACGUUAAUGACAAUGCACCAGUGUUCAAACAACAAUUGUACACUUCCAGCAUUAUGGAGGAUGCUCUAGUUGGUACAUCAGUGACACAGGUGAGCGCGUCAGACGCGGACGUGGGUCUGAACGGGCGCGUGCACUACGAGCUGGCGGCGCGAGAACGCGAGGAGGGCUCGUUCGCGCUGGACGCGGCGUCCGGCGUCUUGCGCACCAACAAGCCGCUCGACAGAGAGUCUGUUGCUAUCUACGACCUUAAGGCCCUCGCAAUUGAUGGCGGCACACCGCCUCAGAGCUCCACUGUGAUAAUCCAUAUUAAAGUAGAAGACAUUAAUGACUCGCCGCCGGUGUUUGAAAGUGAUUGCCUUACAUUUUACAUACCGGAGAAUAGUCCUAUAGGGACCACUGUCGGAGAAAUACGCGCCCAUGAUCCGGACGAAGGAGCAAACGCUGUCAUACAUUACUCUAUAAAAGGUGGUGACGAUUCUAAUAGUUUCUCAUUAGAAACACGGCAAGGAUCUGAUAAAGCAGAGCUAGUAACGAUGGUGGAUUUAGAUUAUGAAAGUCCGAGGAAGAAAUACGAGUUGGUAAUUAGAGCGGCCAGUCCUCCAUUGUGGAAUGACGUCAGAGUAGAAGUGUUAGUAACCGAUGUGAACGACAACGCGCCCAUGAUGAAGGAUUUUCAGAUUAUUUUCAACAACUUUAAAGACUGCUUUCCUGUGGGACCCUUCGGUAGAGUGCCCGCUUACGAUGCUGAUGUCUCUGAUAAGCUUCAAUAUCGAAUUCUGUCCGGCAACAAUGCAAAUCUUGUUCUUUUAAACGAAACGACCGGCGCCAUGACGUUGUCACCGCAACUCAAUACUAACGUUCCCAAAUUAGCAACAAUGGAGAUAUCAGUAACAGAUGGCGUGAACGAAAUAAAAGCGAUGAUGCAGCUGUCAGUGCGGCUGAUAACCGAGGAGAUGUUAUUUAACUCGAUCACGGUGCGGCUGAACGACAUGACUGCGGAGCAGUUCCUAUCGCCGCUGCUCGGCUUCUUCAUCGACGGGUUGGCGGCCAUCGUGCCCUGCCCCAAGGAGAAUAUCUAUGUGUUCAGUGUGCAGGACGAUACCGACGUGACGGGCAACAUCUUGAACGUAUCCUUCUCUGCGCGACGGCCAGAGGCGGAGUUGUCUGCGUGGGGUGUGGGGGGUGCAGGGGGCGCGGAGCAGUUCUACUCGCCCACGCACCUGCGCGAGAGGCUAUAUCUCAACCGCGCCACGCUCGCUAGAUUGGCUACAGUACAGGUGUUACCAUUCGACGACAACGUGUGCAUCCACGAGCCGUGCCUCAACUUCGAGGAGUGCCUCACCGUGCUCAAGUUCGGCAACGCCUCCGGCUUCAUCAACAGCGACAGCGUGUUGUUCCGUCCCAUUUAUCCUGUCACUACAUUCACCUGUCAAUGUCCACAAGGAUUUACAGGUCUUAGAGAACACUUUCUGUGUGACACAGAAGUAGAUUUGUGUUAUUCAUCGCCGUGUGUCAACAAUGGAACGUGUAUACGACGCGAGGGUGGAUACACUUGCGUGUGCGCGCCUGGAUUUACCGGAACGAAUUGUGAGACAGUAUUAACGAAAGCGACAUGCGAUUUGAACGGCGACGGAACAAUCUGCCGCAGCGGGUCGCAGUGCGUGUCGCGCAGGGAGGGCGGGAUCUUGUGUCAGGGAUGUACGAUCGACGCGGAGUACACGACUGCCAUGUGUGAAUUGAGAGCUCGAAGUUUCCCGGCUUCCUCGUUUCUGACGUUUCCCGGUUUGAAGAGAAGGCACAGAUUUAACUUCAAAUUGAAAUUCGCGACCACGUCUCCCUCUGGGCUGCUGAUGUACAACGGUCGUUACAACGAGCGUCAUGACUUCGUUGCUCUGGAGACGGUGGCGAGCGACGCGGGCAAGGGGGGCGGGGAGGGGCUGCGCUUCUCUUUUGCCCUCGGCGGCGCUAAGACUGAGGUCACUGUCGCUGCGCACGUGGCUGACGGCGCCUGGCACACUGUUGAGAUACAGUAUUAUAAUAGGACUGCAACUAUGAUACUUGAUAACUGUGACAAAGAUUUAUCGUUGGCGGGUGCUAACGUAUUCGGAAUUAAAUACGCAUGCGCGAACUUUACGAGAAAAGAACUGCCACCGCGCUGUGAUGUCCCCACUGAAACUUGUCACAGAUUCCUCGAUUUAACCGGACCUCUACAAAUUGGCGGUCUGCCGAACAUCCCUACGAGUUUCCAAGUCAAGAACAAAGAUUUUGUUGGCUGCAUAUCUGAUGUCUAUAUAGACCAUAAAUUUCUAGAUCUUAACAGCUACGUGUCAGACAAUGGCACACUAGCUGGAUGCCCGCAGAAGCGGUCACGGUGCAGCUCUACGCCGUGCCACCGCGCCGCCAACUGCACCGACCUCUGGGACUCCUUCCUCUGUGACUGUCCCGAGGGGUACUCUGGACAUGACUGCUCCGAGACGACGUCUGCGCCAUGGCGGUUCAGCGGCGAUGGCAUGCUGUCGUUUAACCCGCUGUUGCGGCCCAUCCAGUUGCCCUGGCUGAACGCGCUGAGCCUGCGCACGCGCCAACGCGACUCCUUCCUUAUGUCCGUGCAAGUCGGACAGAACAGCAGCGUAUUUAUUAGUCUCAAAUCGGGACUCCUGCACUACUCAUAUAACGGAGAAACGAUGUUCCUACCAUCGACUAACCUCGCAGAUGGCAACUGGCAUAGAAUAGAGAUUAAAUGGCUGGGCACUGAUAUAUCGGUUGUUAUCGACUACGGCCUGAAGAGCGCGCUGCUACCAAUGUUGGCGAAUAAGAUACAAGGACAGUACAUCGGCAAGAUCCUCAUCGGAGGUCCUGACACCACAGCGGGCUUGUUGGCCUCAGAAGUUGGAUAUUUUGAAGGAUGUAUACAAGAUGUUCGAGUGGGCACAGCGCAGUCUCUACUCAACCGGCCAACAGUCCGAGAAAAUGUUCGAGAUGGAUGUCAGUCGAAAGCAGAUUGCUUGCUUUCAAUAUGUCCACCCUACAGUAAAUGCGUGUCAGAGUGGGACAGUACGGAGUGCGUGUGCGAGCGCGGCCGCGUGGGGCCGCAGUGCGUGGCGGCGUGCGAGCUGCGCCCGUGCGGCCCGAACGCCGUCUGCGUGCCUGACGACACGGACAGGGGUUAUAGCUGCAAGUGCGCUGAAGGAUACAUUAUGACAGCCGAGGGUUGCAUGGAGCAUCGCGAGGAGGAGUGUCCGGGGGGCUGGUGGGGAGUGACGGGGUGCGGGCCGUGUGACUGCGACGCAGCGCGCGGAUUCCACCCGCACUGCGCCGCUAAAGACGGUCGCUGUCGAUGCAAGGAGAACCACUACAAGUCUCAGGAGGGCGAGGGGUGCGUGGCGUGCCAGUGCUACGCGGCGGGCUCGCUCAACAGCUCGUGCGAGGAUACCAGUGGACAGUGCCAUUGUCGCAGCGGAGUUAUCGGCCGCGCCUGCGACUCCUGUUCCAACCUCUAUGCAGAGGUCACACCUAACGCUGGAUGUAAAGUUAUUUACGAUGGAUGUCCUCGAUCUUUCUCAAACGGAGUAUGGUGGCCUCGGACCAAGUUCGGAGUCGAAGCCAUCACUGAUUGCCCAACAGGUUCCAGCGGCAGGGCGACGCGCAUGUGUGACGAGGUGCAAGUGGUGCCAUGGCAGGAACCCGACAUGUUCAACUGCACCACUGAAACAUUCUAUCAGCUUCGCAAGCAGCUACACAAGAUCGAGACGGGCGAGUUAACAGUGAACACGUUCGUGAGCGUUCGUCUCGCGGAGGAGGUGUGGGCCGCGUGCGCGCGCACCGCAAGGCUCUUCGGCGCAGACGUGCUGGUGGCGGAGGGCAUCCUGCUGGAGCUGCUGCGCCACGAGCUACGUCAGGCCGGCCUCAAUCUUACACACAGUCAGGAUAAGGAUUACGUCCGGAACAUAAUCAAAUCAGCAAACACUAUCCUAAACAUCGAGUACGACAAGGAAUGGCAACGCAUUAGGAAACUGACCGGCCACGGCGUCGAACAUUUACUGCAAAAGUUUGACAAAUAUAUAGCAGUGCUCGCGGAGAGUCAGCACGAUACUUAUACAAGCCCAUUUGAAAUCGUCACCAGUGAUUUAGUAAUUGGAGUAGAUAUUGUAACAGCAGAAUCGAUUUACGGUUUCGAACCUACACAAUUGAACCGUUACAGCGGAGAAACUAUAACAACUGAGCGUGUGGUGCUACCGGACACUUCGGCAUUCAUACAUUCUCCCAUACAACCUGGUUACUAUAGCACCGGCAAAACGAAAACAAAAAAGCCAUUGAGUCCAACAGUGUCAUUCCCAAAAUACAACAACUAUGUCAAGAAUAAAAACAAGUUCGAUAAAUAUUCAAGGGUACUACUACCACUGGAUCUGCUUGGUAUUAAUAGCAAUACGGAAGAAAACAUAGUAUCAGGAUAUGAGUCGCGUGCUGUAUUCGCAUACAUGCAGUACUCGCGCAACACAUCGCAGCUGUUGCCGCUGCGGACCGACGACUCCGUGAGCCGUCGUUGGGGCGUCAACGUCACGCUCGGCUCACCAGUGCUGCAACUCGCGCUCUUCGUACCCGAACAAGUCUGGAGGAAGGAGGCCAAUGAUAACGAUAGUCUCGACAUUAAUGAUAUAGCAGGCGUUGUCUACGCCAAUAAAGGCCAGAAUCAUCAAUCGCAAACAAACAACGUCGGAUCCAACUCUCAAUCAAGAAACCCUUGGUCGCAUUCCAACGAAGACGACAACAAUGAAAAUCACGGACCUAUUGUUAUUCAACCAGCAUUCAAAAAACAAGACAAAGUUGAAGACACGGAAAAUUUAAAAGAAAACAAUUCUACGUACGGCACCGAAAAGGCUAUUAAAAUCGACAGCGACGGCUUGAAAGUUAUGGCUCUUGUUAUGGAACCCAACGAUAAAACCAAAGAUGGAAUUAAUUCUAGCAAAGAAGUGGAUAAAAAGAGGCUGAUCUAUAAAAGUCUAAGCGGUAUUAGGUUGAAGAAACCUAUCAGAUUGCAAUUAUGGUUGGAUAUAAACAGAGAAACAUUUGGUUCAAGAACCAAUCCACAAUGUGUUCAUUGGUCGACGUUGAGAGGGUCUGGCGAAUGGUCGCGUGUCGGUUGUCACACUGAAAUAGACUACGACUGGUCACCUUACUCAGAUGAACCUCUGCGUAUUAAUUGUACAUGUAAUCAUCUAUCGACCUUUGCUGUAUUGGUCGAUGAAGUUGAUAUUGAGUUGAUACCGGAGCCGUCCUUGUUGGAGUCGGUGACGUCAUACACGGCGUUCAGCAUCUCGCUGCCGCUGCUGCUGGUGACGUGGGCGGCGCUGUGCCUGAUGCGGGGCGGCGCCGCCACCGUCUCCAAUUCGAUACACAAGCAUCUCAUAUUCUGCGUCUUCAUGGCCGAGCUGCUUUAUCUCAUCGCGCUCAAAGCAAGGAAUUCUUUGGUGCAAAACGAGUUCGGUUGCAAGGUGAUUGCGAUGUCGCUGCACUACUGGUGGCUGGCGGCGCUGGGCUGGGCGGGGUGCGAGGCGUGGCAGCUGCGCCGGCUGCUGCGCGAACUGCGCGACGUCAACCACGGCGGACUGGCCGCGCCGCUCGCCGCCGCAUACGCCGCGCCCGCAGUCGCCCUCGCGCUCGCGGCAGCGCAUACCCCGCAUCAGUACGGCAACGCGCUGUUCUGCUGGGUGAGCUGUCACGAGCCGGUGGUGUGGUGGGUGGUGGUGCCGGCCGCGGUGUACGCCGCCGUCGCCGUAGUGUUCCUCGCGGGGGCCACGCGCGCCGCCUUCACCGUCAGGGAUCACGUCACAGGAUUCGGCAACUUAAGGAUGCUGCUCGCCAUCAGUAUCAUCUGCUUACCGCUGCUGUGCGUGUCGUGGGCGAGCGCGCUGGUGCUGGGCAGCGAGGCGGGCGAGCGCCGCAACGCGCUCAGCUCGCUGCUGGCGGCCGCGGUCACUCUGCACGCCGCCGCCGCCGCGCUCGGACACGUGCUGCUCAACGUGCGCGUGCGCGACAACCUGCGCAGGACUGUUCUCAGAUGCAUGGGCAAGAAGGUUCCGCUCGCGGACACGUCUAUUAUAGUCAGCUCAAGCGCUGCGAACCUCUCUCAAGCAAACAGAUCUGCUCUGGCCUACCACAGCGGCGAGACUGGCCGGCAGCUGCGCAAUAUAGGAAUAUCUGCAUCGUCUACAACUUCGCGCUCUACAACUAAAACAAGCUCCAGCCCUUAUAGCCGCAGUGACGGGCAGCUGCGUCACACGAGCACGUCGACCUCCAACUACAACACAAGCGCCAGCGACAUGCCCGCCUACCUCAGGGGCUUCGACUCCUCGCUGCACACCAGGAAAGAUGAUGAAGGGCGGCGUCGUCGCAAGCGUGCGGGGGAGGGCGCGGGGGGCGAGCGCGAGGGCGCGGAGGGCACUGAGGGCACCGACAGCGACAGCGACAGCGCGCGCAGCCUCGACCUCGCGUCCAGCCAUUCCAGCGACGACGACGAGACCAGCACGCGCCGCUCCAGUCACCCGCCCUCGGCCAACAGGGAGCGCAACGGCAGCAGCAACGGAGGCAGCUAUCUGCCAAACAUCGCGGAAGGCGCGCCUCUCGGCACUGCGCCUCGCUGGCCCUCGCACAUCAGAGAAGAAGGGAAUCGUCCGGACAUGGGCCACUGGUCCCAGGAGACGGGGUCGGAGCAGGAUGCGCUGAGCGCUGCGUCGCCGUCGCCCAACCCGCUGCCCAACCCGCUGCCGGCGCAGCUGCCGCCGGACCUCACCUCGGGCGUCUACCUCGGCCGACAUCGCCUCAAGCCCUCCAUACUAGAGAACGUCCAUGACACUUACGUUGCGAGUGUCGAUGCCUCGAGACUGCCUCUUGACAACAGAUAUGGUGUAAUGGACGAGGAGUUGAUGUACGGCGUAUUGCCCAAUGACACUGAGAAACAAAUACCUUACGACCCCAACUACCCCAUGUCGCCUACAAUGUACAGACUGCCACAAAAUCCUUACGGCUCCAAAACUUAUCUACCCGCCUCAAGAACUUCAGAAUACGGCUACAGUCCAACGAAGUAUUUGAACGGUGACCCCAAUGUAUAUGGUUCAAGGGAUUUCCGGGACUCAGGAGUGACCACGAGGGAUCAUGAUGGUUACCCCUCGCGGGAUUUCAGGGACUCCGGCAUAGCGACUAUGUUGAAAAAUGAUUAUCAAAGAAAGAUGGAAAGCCACUACGGCGGGGACUACAAUGAUAGAAUGUCGGAAGGAUCGGACAAACUUCACACACACGACAAAUAUCUGUUCCCUUACACGGCGGAGGAAGAUCACAUAGGUAUGCGCGAGGGUGCGCACGCGUCACACGCGCGCCUCAACACACACUCAGGUGAAAAUCAACAGCAAAUGGCGCCACUGGCAACUAUGGGAGAGACCAGCGAGAAAUCUACUACUGAAGACGACGCAGAAACCCGAGUAUGAAGACAACAUUAGUACAAGAUUUCCAAUGAAUCUCAAUUAGUUAAAUAAUUUAUUUAAUUUUGUUGUAUUGUAGUUCGGAUACUAUCAACUAAGUAGUUCUUAUGAAUUUCUAUAAAGACUGUCACAACUCGAUACCCACUGCCAUAGCGUAGCAAGUAACGGCUAUUUAUUAUUGUCUAUGCUUUAAAUAGAUUUAGUUAUAAUUUUAAUCAAGUGUGUUUAUAAUUUUCCUCAUAAAAUAUAUAAGUAACCGCGACUUUCCACUACUGAAACAACUGUGAAACAUAUUGUUAUCCCGUUCAUACUCUUUGGAAAAACAGAGAUAACUAUAUGUUUUUGUGUAGUUGUUUCAGGAGAGGAAACUUAGAGCAGACUUUUAUUAACCGAAUUUCAUUUUAAAGUUUUGAUUUUUCAAAGAGUAGAAUAGAACAUUUAGGUAAUAAUUAAACACACCCAGCACCGCGACGACCGCACAGCGUCCAACCGUUAUUCAUCACAAAAUUUGGGUUAACGCACCAUGGCCGACCAGUUUGAUUGGAUGCCUUACAAGUCUCUGUCAUUUCUCUGUAAACUUUAAAAAUUGACAGUUGCAUUUAUUACUAUUAAUUAAUUUAAUUUAAAAAUAAGAAUUGUACUGCAAAGUACUAAAGCUCAAUUCAUGACGUUUUACGCAUGACAUGUUUAUAUUUGAAAUACAUUUUACACUUUAAUCCGGGUGUUGUGCAAAGAUUAAAUGUAAUUCAUUAGUAAAAUGACAUCCAAAGGCAGUCAUGUAAAUAAUUUAGCAGUUUAAUAGCUUUAUUGUGUAAAAGUAAAUUAAUGCAAGAUGUUAAACAAUUUAUUUUUAUAUAAGAGAAACCAAAACUAUCGAGUGAAUAGCAUGCUAUUCAAUGUUCAAUGAUAAAGUUAGUGCAUAAGAAAUAUAGAACGUAAAAUUGAAGUUGUAUGAAAUGAUAGUUUUCAGAAAAAAUUUAGUGUUGUAAAUAGUUGAUUUUAAACGAGUGUUUGUGUGCAUUUUGUGCGUUUUAACGAAGAGUCCACCUAUUUUGUAAAUAUAAUAGAAUUUUUACACUUCCUAUAGUUUUUAUUUAGUUAUUUUUAGGGAACUCAAAGCUUUAAAAGGCUUUGUUGUAUAAAUAUUUUCCAACAUUGCCAUAUUGUUUUUAAA